This is a messenger RNA of Dreissena polymorpha, 2536 nucleotides long. RefSeq lists its product as uncharacterized. The record is from RefSeq and is a predicted model, not a curated record. The transcript is spliced from 4 exons. Bases 681 to 1442 code for a protein of 253 amino acids. NCBI's taxonomy places the organism in Eukaryota, Metazoa, Mollusca, Bivalvia, Myida, Dreissenidae.
GCUCGUGCAAUAGAAAAUGGAAACACGUGCUAACCACGAGUAAGGACGGACAAGCAACGUUCGGAUCGAAAGCCAACCUGACAACCGCCGUCUUAUCUGGCUCUAGCGUCAGAAUCCUCCUGACGUCAGACAACUUCUUAACCAGCGUUCAGAACGUCAAAACGAUUGGCGCCAAUGUCUGCGGCCAGGCUCUGAUGCAAAUAAGCAAAGCGAGCUAUGAUUCCUUCCAGGACAAGGCUUACUGGUGGUUUCUGAACGUGUGCACAACGGGUCAGGUCCAUAUAAACCGCUAUUACGUUGGCAGCAACGUUUCAAACGGCAUAAAUAAAGAUACGCAUGAAAUCAAGUGGUUUAUCAGAGACUUCAUUGAAAAGGCAAUGAUGCAAAACAACGACACUGCCAUUUCUGGAAGUAUCACAGAUGUCAUGGAUGAUGUAGAAGUAGGAAGUGAUAUACGUGUACUGGCUGAUGGCUAUGCGGCCACCAUGAACAGUGUACAGAUUGGCGCUAACAAGGAUCUGGUCGUUGGACAAGCUGUCUGGCACGUCAGCCAAAAGACGGUGCGACCAAACAGCGAGUUCCAAGGCAACGACUAUUGGUGGUUCACCAGUUGGGCCACUGACGGCACCUUUGCAGCCUCUCGUUGGCAGAUAGGGGACCAUACCAGUCGCGGAGAGUAGAUGGGAGCACGUAGUUUGACAUGGUUCACAGACAACUGCUGGAUGCUGGCGUACCAACAUGACGCAGCGGGAAAACAAGUGCAGGGGUCUAUUGAUUUGCUUCUGUCGGCUGUAUUACAAGGACACCGGGUCAAGGUCAUGUUCGACUCCAUAACCGCCGAACCAGAUGAUGUGUCCAUACAAGGUGUCCACGUGAGUUCCGUCUUGAUCAGUAUUGUGGCCAAGAGCUCUAACGAUAUCCGGGCAUUCAACGCAAGCGGAAUAUGGGACUGGAGAAUAUUGACCACGACGGGAACAGAGACAACCCUUCGGGUUAAUGUUGGCGAAUACGUCGAACAAGGUCGAACAACUGGAAAGAAAGCUGUAAGCUGGUUUAUCGACACACGUCCUUGGGUUCAGGUCCUUGUAAAUAGCAAGACAGGGAGUGUCCUGUCUGGAAGCAAAGCGGCUCUUAUCAGCGCGGUGCAGUCGGGGGCACGAGUGCGAUAUGUUCUCAGCGUUGACCCAUCGACUUCCGAUGUAUCGGUACACGAGGCAGAUAAUCUGGCGGUGAGCGGAAGCGAGGUCAGCGCCGCUCACAUUCGCUCCGUUAGUCUAUCAAGUCGUCCUAUGGAAGUUGAUUUCCUUUCCAAUCCCUUUUGGUGGUUCACACAGUCUACGACAACCGGAAAGUUGGACAUGUCCCGUUGGACGGUUGGUGAACACGAAAGUCGCGGUCACAUAAGUAUCACUACUCAGAUCACGUGGUUCGUGAACAACUGAGCUAACGAAGAAGCCAAUGACAGGCAAAACUUUCGUUUUAAACAACUAUUAAAGGAACAAUUUGUUUUACAGAAUUAUACCGCAUUUACCUAAAUUCCCCUUUCUGACAGUUAAGCUCGAUUGAAAAAGAAAAUAGGGCUCGCAUUUUUGUAUUCUAUUUAUCCUGCUUCAUUUGUCUUUGAUAAAAUGUUUCAACGGCAUAAAGCAGGAUAAAUAGAAUUCAUUGUUGGUGCCGAGAUGGAGAAAGUUUAUCCGGUUCUGCCCGAAAAAGAAAAAAGCUCGCCCUAUUUUCUUUUUCUAAGCCUAACCGGAUAAACUUUCUCCAUAUCGGCACCAACCAUGUAUGGUUGUAUUACACUAAGUAGAUCUAUAACAUGUAAUAAACACAUUAAUUAUACUUUAUAACAAUAGUCUUUUUAAUAUGCAUUACAUAAAAUCAGUGAAAAUGCAAACACAAUUAUCAAAGCAAACGAAGAGGAUCGUUGAAUUAUUGUAAUAUAGUGUUGAUUUAUUAUGGUCACCAACGAGGCGUGUGAGAAAUGAAAUGAAAAUAAGUUUUGUCACACAAAAUUUGUGUUAUUGUCAUCAUUUUCACAAUAAAUGUUUGAUGAUUACUUUACUGUCAAGAACCGAUGAUAGUCUUUUUGCGAAGUAAUGUUUUUAUAACUAUCAGCGAAGUUGCCAAUCGCUCAUAAAAAGUUUAAUAUAAAUGAUCUUCAAACCGUUGACAGAACAUAGCAUGACUACAACGUUUGGUUUGAAGUCUUUUGUUACCUUUGCUUCUUUCACCUGAUAAGAGGCGGAUGGACAUUCCUUCAACAGUUCCUCUUUUUAAGAUGGUAUACAUUCUCUAAAUCUUGAAUGUUAUAAUAAUAUAUUAUUUGGAAACCCAUUGAACUAAGAUGCAUGUUUCUGAGCAGACGUUCGAUUGACUGCGAUACAUGAACAGAACGUAUCAUAAUUUCAAAGAUGCUGAAUAUGUAAAAUGAUAGUAUUUUUUGUUGGUAAAUAAAACGUGUACUGAUAAUAAGAAAUAAUUUGAAUGAUUGUAUUGAUAACAUAGUUACAUUCAUCAUUAAACAUCAGGAUGAUUA